GCGUCAUGACGUCAUGGCCGUCGUGCUGUCGUUGGCAACGGCGGAGGCUGGAGCGGGAAGCAAAUAACAGCUAUGUACGGUGGAACGAGCUGCUGUUUACACGGUACCGGGAAAACUGGAAAGCCCCGCAUCUUAUGAUGUGAACAAUAAAAGGUUAUGUUUUGCUUUGAGCUCUGGAGAAGGCAGAAGGAACUUUCCCGGUUAUUUAGUUAACUGUCUCCUUGCUAGCUAACUUCCAGACUGGGAUAUCAACAGGUGGAUUUUCUGUUUGCUGCAUUCAUCAAUGGCCUACAAAGAUUGGCAGCAUCCCUACGUUAACAUAUUCAAAUAUGUCCGAGUUGAAGAGUGGAAGAGGUCGGCAAAAGAGGGGAAUGUGUCGGCAUACACGGAUAAGACACUGAAGUGUCCGGUGUUCAGGAUCAGGGGCCCUGUUCCUGCCAACAGCUACAUCCUGCUUCCCAAAAACAGCAGCCAGUCCCUGGGGCUGACAGGACGCUUCUUCUACCUCCUCUUCAGGCCGACCCCCGGCAAAUACUUUGUGGUCCACCUGGAUGUCGCUGCAGGGGAAGGCCAGGUUGUCCGUAUUUCCUUUUCCAACAUGUUCAAGGAGUUCAAGUCCACAGCUACAUGGCUUCAGUUUCCUUUCCUGUGUGGAGCUGCAAAGGAUUCAGUUUAUGAAAACACAGCUAAAUCUGCAAGACGGGGUUUGGUGGGUCCAGCUCCGACAUCAGUGCGCUGGACGUGUCUGAUGCUGGACCUGCAGCUCACGCUUUCUGACUACCUCAGCCGCUCCUACAGUCACCUGAAGAACAUCAAGUUAUGUGCCAACAUGACAGUGAAAAACAUGUUUACUAGUGACUUACUGCUAGACCCAGGAGUUUCCUUCAGUCAAGCUAAGUUAAUGGGUCUGACCUCGUCUCAGGGAACAGGUGCCAUACCCAGAGAGAUGUCAUUUCCUGUGCCCAAGGGAGGCUCCUGGCAUGACCUGUAUGAUUACAUCAGGUUUCCCUCUGAAGGAACAAAGUUACCAUUUGACUCCAUUCAAAAAGGCAGUCCACAGUCAGAGCACCGGUCUACUCCCAGCCUCAGCAAACCAGUUCAAGAUCGUGUGUCCCUCAUCCACCAGAUCACCAGCCCAAAAUUACUAUCAAGAAAUAACACCCCUGUGGUGGCCAGCAUACCUGAGCUGGGUGUAGUCUCCACUCACCAGAAUGACCUGUUGGCAUCCUCCGGUUCACACAAACUCGCGUCCAGGCCGCCUUCUGAGGCUGAUGAUGGUGGAGUUCAUGUGUAUGUGCACGCUGAGGAAGGCCUGAGCAAACACGGGGAAGAAAGUGAAGAUGAGUUUCCAGUGUGCACUCCUGUUCCACGGCCUGUGGGUCUGUCACUGUCCAGAGAAGCCAAACAGCAGAAGCUGCUCCCAGAUCCGAUUCUCAGGCUCAAUCGAAUCAUUGGCUUUGGAGGAGCUACUUUUAAAUGUGCCCUUUGGUCCAAAUCAGGUGAUGAAGUGGUGUAUCCGUGCCAUGCAAUUAUCGUCUCUAUGAAGAUAUCCUCUAACCAGCAGAGAUUCUUCAUCGGCCACACCGAUAAAGUGUCUGCGCUGGCUUUUAAUGGCAACACAACCCUCCUGGCCUCAGCACAAACUGGCAACAACAGUGUAGUUCGGGUGUGGAACUAUAACAAAGCAAACUGUAUGGCCAUGUUCAGGACUCAUGCACAUUCGUUAUCCUGUCUUAGCUUCUCCUGCGGCGGUGGUAUUCUCUGUGGAGUUGGUAAAGAUAAGCACAAUAAAACAAUGGUGGUGGUGUGGAACACUCUGAAUGUUAGCAAAGGUGGAGAGGUGUCCAUCUUGGCCAAAACGCACACAGAUGUGGACAUUCACACCAUGAAGGUCGCCUUCUUUGACGAUACAAGGAUGGUGUCAUGUGGUCUGGGAAAUAUUCGUCUGUGGCGAGUGCGGAAUGGCACACUGCGUUCCUGUCCAGUCAACCUGGAUGAAUACCAAACACUGGAUUUCACAGAUGUGGCCUUUGAGGAGGGAAACUCUGACGAGCAGCAUCUUGAUGAUCGAACACUAUACGCCAGCACUCGGAGUGGGCAUAUCUUUGAAAUAGACUACAGCAGCGUUGUUAUUAAAAAUGUGAGGAGGCUGUUACCUGCACAGAUGCAACAUGCUGACCGCAGAGAGAAAUGGACUUUUAAUACAGGUCCAGGCAUUGCCAUCAACAGCAUCAGUGUGUCCUCGUCAUUCUGCGCCACAGGCUCUGAAGAUGGCUUCUUGCGGCUCUGGCCCUUUGAUUUUUCUACAGUCUUCCUGGAAGCUGAGCACGAGGGACCUGUGAGCAUGGCGCUAAUCUCAUUUGACAGCCUUCGCGUCCUAGCUGCCACCUCUACCGGUAACCUGGGCUUCCUUGAUGUGAGCAGCCGUGGUUACAACACACUGAUGAGAUCACAUACAGACACUGUGCUCGGCUUCAGCGUCGACGGCAUUCAUCGGCAUCUCACAACAGCCUCUUCUGAUGGCACAGUGCGAAUCUGGAAUAUGGAUUCCCUCCACCAGCUGUAUGAUUUUGUGUCGGAAGACAGCCCCUGCUCUGUAGCCUUCCAUCCGGGGGAGCAGAUCUUCUCCUGUGGUUUCAGCUCUGGCGUGGUCAGAGUCUUUGCAAUCUCCAGUGCCAAGCUGCUGGCGGAUCAUAAGCAGCACAGAGGUGAAGUGGUGGGUCUCGCCUUUUCUCCAGACGGCGAGUUCAUGUACAGCGCCGACUCACAGGGGUCUCUGGCACUUUAUAACUCCUCUGAGGAAGAGCACAGUGUCAUCAAAGUUGUGUGUAAUGUGGUGGCUCGAGGCACUGAGCGCGCUCCAGACGCGCUCACAGUAAGCAGCGACAGUCGCUGCCUGGCUUUUGUCGGUCCCUCGGAGUACACUGUCACCAUUGCUGACGCACGGACUCUUGAUGAGCUGCUACAUGUAGAUGUCAGUAUUUUGGAUGUAGAGAGUCCCCGUCUGGAUUCUGCCCUGAAGGUCUGCUUCCCUCCGGCCUCCACCAAACACUUGUUGGUUGCCACAUCUGGUAACAAGAUCCUCUGGGUUUGCACCAAGACAGGCCGCCUCCUCCGAGAGCUGUCUAAAGUGCAUAAACACCACUGCUCGUCCCUGGCUGUGAGUGACGAUGGUCGAUUCCUGCUGACAGCCGGACAUAGCGCUGUGAAAGUGUGGGAUUAUAACAUGCAGCUUGAUAUUAACUCACAGAUGUUCAUAGGCCACAGUCAUCCUAUUCGCCAGCUUAGCUUCACCCCUGACCAGCUGGGAGUGGUCUCAGUUGGGGACGCCAUAUUUCUUUGGGACUUCCUGGCAAAUCCUGUAAACUCUUCAGCUCACAGUUGCUCACCUUUCAAAAUAAGCUACGCUUCGGCUCCGAAACUAGACGCUGAAGUUGAUGAUAUACAAUUGUCCAACGGUAUGCCUCGAAAGACGGCGCCGCUCCCUUCCUCACCACCACCACGACUGGACAUCAGCGGCAUUGACCGGGUUGGCCACCGAGAUUUGGGGUCCUUGUCUUCUUGUGGUGACACCUCAGCAAAGACAAUCCCAACUGCAACAGCACCAGAGACUGGUUCAGGUCUUUCCUCUGAUCCCAGACCUGCUGUCUCCUUCCUCAAAGUGACAGAUCUGAUCAACGGCUCUCCCCUAAAUAGCAGCUAUAUGGACACUUCUGAGUUGAAACAAAAGAAGCCAGUACGUCCAGACUGUUACAAGCACUUUAUCCCACGUUUCAAGACCUCAUCACUUGAUCAGUCUGUUGUAGCUCCAGAUGCGCAAGAAGAAGGCAUAAAGCUCAAAGCAGUGAUUGGCUACAAUGGCAAUGGGCGUGGCAACAUGGUGUGGAGCCCCGACCAAGGUUUAUUUGCAUACUCUUGCGGAUGUGUGGUGGUCGUGGAGGAUCUUCAUACAGGAAGUCAGAGACACUUGCAGGGCCACAGAGAAGAGAUCUCUUGCCUUGCGGUUACAAAUGAUGCACAGACUAUAGCAUCGGCUGGUGGCACUAACUCCAGCAGGAGCCUUAUCUCCAUUUGGGACGUCCAGAGUGGAACGUGUCGUCACAGUGUCUCCUACCACAGCGGCGCCGUCCAGUGUCUUGCGUUUUCCCGGGAUGAUCGUUUCUUUCUCUCUGUUGGAGACUUCUCUGACCCGGAAGUGGCUCUGUGGAGCACUAGGAACUUCCAGAUGCUGUCAAGUGUAAGAGUAUCAGGACCAAUCCACGAUGCUGCCUUCAGCCCGUCAGCAGCCAGUCAAAUGGCCUGCGUGGGCACCGAUGGGGUAUACUUCUGCUUUAUCCAAACACAGGGCCAGGAUGCAGACCUCCAGGUCCAGAGGGUGAACACACCAGCAGAGGUGGGUGAUGUGGAGCUGACGGCUCUCUGCUACCACAUGGAUGACUUCCUGUUCACCGGCACAAACCGAGGACAUGUUUGCACCUGGGAUGUUAGAACGCAGCGCUGCUUAAUGACCUGGGAAGCCGACGAAGGAGAAAUUGGUGUGCUGCUGUGUCGAGGGAACCGCCUCCUCACAGGCAGCAACACCCGCUGGCUGCGACUGUGGGAGGUAGAAGCGGUUCAGAGCUUGAAGGCUGAGGAAAAGGGCAGAGGUGUGGAAGACAGUGGGACAGCAGUGGUGUUGGAGCAAGAGAUAAUGCUGGAUGGGGCAACAGUGAGUGCAUCGUUCGAUAACACAAUGGACAUGGGGAUCGUUGGAACCACGGCAGGAACCCUCUGGUACAUCAACUGGUCAGAUAACAGCAACAUCCGACUGGUCAGCGGCCACAAAACUAAGGUGAAUGACGUAGCGUUUAGCUUUGACGAGAGCCACUUUGCCACCUGCAGCGAGGACGGCAGCGUGAGGGUGUGGUCAACCUUGAGCUAUGAGCUGGUGGUGCAGUUCCAGGUGCUUAACCAGGCUUGUGACUGUGUGUGCUGGAGCCCUUUUUCCAGUGCAGACAGCACGUACGUGGCUGGGGGAUACAGUGACGGGACUGUAAGGAUCUUUCGGCUCGCCUCAACAGAGAUGGAGAUGAAGCUACAUCCCCAUCACGUGGCGAUCUCUGCCAUCCAGUACUCAGCUAAUGGUCAUGUGAUCCUUUCAGCUGGGAAGAAUGGUCUGGUAGCAGUCAGCAGCCCGGUAAAUGGAGCAACUAUUCGAGUCAUAAAGGACCACAAAGGAGCGAUGAUCACCACAAUCCAGUGUGUGAAUGAACAGUGUAAAAAUUUUGGGCUGGAAGGAAAUGACCUGUGGUUGGCCACGAGCGCUGACAGGCGUGUCAGUGUGUGGACUGCUGACUGGAUGAAGGACAAGUGCAAUCUGCUAGACUGGCUGUCAUUUCCUGCUCCCGCCCAUUUCACGGGUGACAGCCUGCCACCCAGCAUGGCUUCCUUCUGCCCAGCAGACCACAGCCUGGUGGUUUACACCGGCUACGGAGUGGAGAAAGAGCUGUCUUUUUAUAGCCUCACUAAAAAACAGAUAAUCAAGAAAAUUUCCUUGCCCCACUGGGCCACAUGCAUUAGCCUGUCUUCUAAGAGUCAUCUUGUAGCUGUGGGAUCACAUGAGCGAGUGCUGAAGCUGAUCAAGUCAACAAGUGGCAGGUUUCAGGACUUCUUGCAGCACAGCGACUCACUGCAGACGUGCCAGUUCUCUCCCUCUGGGACACUUCUUUUUUCUGUGGCUUAUAAUGAGAUCCUGCUGUGGGAAGUGCGAGGCCUCUGACCUGAUCUGUGCAGGCUCAUUAUUUUUCACCUAGGUUUUAUGUUUUUUUUUAUGUAACCCUACUGUUUCUUAGAUCGUUCCAUCAGUUAAAUAGUUUUGGUAGAACCGGUGUUGUUUGUGGAAGAUUUGUUGGAAGAUUUGUCACAUGAGUUUUUGACUGAAUCAUUUUUUAUAUGUAUGUUUUUGAAAUAUAAUAUUUUUUAUUCAA
Oreochromis niloticus (Nile tilapia) is the source of this 5966-nucleotide messenger RNA. RefSeq names its product WD repeat domain 90 (gene wdr90). Gene Ontology annotation, molecular function: protein binding. The coding region runs from base 284 to 5758 and encodes 1824 amino acids. Gene Ontology annotation, cellular component: centriole. The transcript is spliced from 43 exons. The record is from RefSeq and is a predicted model, not a curated record. NCBI's taxonomy places the organism in Eukaryota, Metazoa, Chordata, Actinopteri, Cichliformes, Cichlidae.